UUUCAGAACCUCAAUCAGCUAAGCUUAAUUAAUCAUACUUUUCUUUUUCCAGUUAGUUCCACAGCACACUCCCGAAUUUUGAAUCCAGUAACAAAUAGAUUUUGUUGAACACUUUCGAAAAGUAAGGCACGUUCAGAUCGCAGCGAUGGCCAAUGCUGACGUGGAAGCGGUGGAUUUCGAGCCGGAGGAAGAUGACCUCAUGGACGAGGACGCCGCCGGCGACGCCUCCCCUCAAGCUCCCAUGCCUAAGCUCAAGUCCGCCAUCACUGGCGGUGCUUCAGCCUCUCUUUCUGCCCCUAAGAAAACCAAGGGCCGUGGCUUCCGCGAGGAAGAUGCUGACCGCCACUCCCGUCUCGCCUCUCGCGACUUCGAGUCCCUUGGCACUGAUGGUGGCCCCGGUCCCCAGAGAUCUAUUGAAGGAUGGAUUAUUUUGGUCAGUGGUGUACAUGAGGAAGCCCAAGAGGAUGAUUUGCACAAUGCAUUUGGUGAAUUUGGUGAGAUCAAGAAUUUGCAUUUAAAUCUUGAUCGCCGCACUGGAUUUGUCAAGGGAUAUGCACUGAUUGAAUACGAAAAGUUUGAAGAAGCAAGGAAUGCCAUAACGACAAUGGAUGGAGCAGAACUUCUUACACAAACCAUCAAUGUUGAUUGGGCCUUUAGCAAUGGACCUAGUGUUGCAGCCUUCAAACGAAAAAAUAUGAGAUCUGGACGGACACAUCGCUCCAGGAGUCCUAGGAGAAGAUACUAACUUGUUCCCUAUUUUGAGGGUUAGAACAAGAUAUUUCGAGAUUUGGUGCUUGAAAAUUUACUGAAAUCAUCCUGUUUCGUUUAUGGCGACUCAAGUGGAGUGGUGAUUGUGCUUUGUUUCCAAAUGCUGUUUUUCGGCUUUAUAUUUAACAACUUGCUAUUUGGUGUUCAUCUAAUUUUUUUUUUUUUUAAUUUCUAAGAUAUUAGUAAUGACAUUUUUUUUUCCUUAGUAAGCUUUCUCGUA
Molecule: messenger RNA, 988 nt
Organism: Gossypium raimondii (Peruvian cotton)
Lineage: Eukaryota; Viridiplantae; Streptophyta; Magnoliopsida; Malvales; Malvaceae
Product: RNA-binding protein Y14
Exons: 4
Coding region: 146-745 (199 amino acids)
Biological process (GO): RNA splicing
Cellular component (GO): nucleus; cytoplasm; exon-exon junction complex
Molecular function (GO): mRNA binding
Source: RefSeq, a predicted model, not a curated record